GCAAGAGGCUUUUUUGUACUUGCAGUGGAGGUUACUAAAUACUAGACUGGAUGGUGCGGUCAAAUAUUCUCGGAACAAGUACAUUUUGGGGUAACUUUUUUUCUGAUGGCUUUAAGGAGGGCUUUCACUUAGAUAACACCCCCUUACAAGUCUGACAAAAACUUGAAUCCACUUGCCUCUGCCUGCUAGUGUUUGUCAGUGCGCGCACGAAGAGCGGUUUUGUUCCCUGGUGCUGUUUACCUAUUAAAGAUGUAUUUUUUGCUGAACAUUUCUGCCAAAACUGUUUAUGAUGGUUUCGUCUCAAUAGUGUAAGACAUUGUCAAUGGUUUGCAAGCUAAACGUUAUUCCGUUGUCGUCUUGUUUUUUAAUUAAACAACAAGAAGGCACUGAACGCGGAACUGCAGAGGUAGCGCCUCCACGGAUAAGGAUUUUGCGAUGCCAUCUGUGGAUGGAAGUCCGCGUAUGGGCACAGGCUUGGGGGCUGCGGACUCUGCAUUGCCAGAAGAAAUGCAGCCACCCAAACCUCCAGGGCAACAUGCUGUAACCGUAUUGUGGUCAUUUGGAAAAUGCCUGGCUACACUUUUACCAGUUUAUCUGGCCGGAUACUUCGGGUUCAGUAUCAGCUUGGUUCUAUUCGGUCUCAUGGUCUACAUCGGAUGGAAACACAGCAAAAACGAGAAAGUAAUGCGUCUGCGGUCAGCUAUGUACGUAUUGGAGAAUGAGAGAGCAUACACCACUGCGAGGGCUUUUAUGAGUAAACAGGAAUUACCCCCAUGGGUCAACUUCCCUGACGUGGAGAAGGUUGAGUGGAUGAAUAAGAUCCUGCAGCAGGCGUGGCCAUUCGUGGGUCAGUAUCUGGAGAAGUUGCUGGUCGAGACCAUUGCUCCAGCCAUACGUGCAUCCAACACCCACCUGCAGACCCUCAGCUUCACCAAAGUCAACCUAGGGGAGAAGGCCAUGAAGGUGGUGGGAGUGAAGGCUCACACGGAGCACGACAAGCGGCAGGUCUUACUGGAUCUAUACAUUAGCUAUGCAGGUGAUGUGGAGAUCAAUGUGGAAAUCAAAAAGUACUUUUGCAAAGCAGGAGUGAAGGGAAUACAGCUACAUGGGAAGUUAAGGGUGAUCCUGGAGCCCCUGAUUGGGGAUGUGCCUCUGGUGGGAGCCAUCACCAUGUUCUUCAUCCGCAGACCUAAGCUGGACAUCAACUGGACUGGGCUGACCAACAUGCUGGAUAUCCCUGGACUCAAUGCCAUGUCGGACACUAUGAUAAUGGAUGCUAUAGCCUCAUACCUGGUCCUCCCCAACCGCCUCACUAUCCCCCUGGUGGCCGACCUGCACGUUGCGCAGCUCCGCUCCCCUCUCCCACGGGGAGUGGUGCGUAUCCACCUGCUGGAGGCUGAGGAGCUGACAGCCAAGGAUACGGUCAUUAAGGGGAUAGUAGACGGGAAGUCUGAUCCGUACGCCGUGCUGCGUGUGGGCACACAGACCUUCACAUCACACACCGUGGACAGCAACCUCAACCCACAGUGGAGAGAGAUGUUUGAGGUGAUUGUCCAUGAAGUGCCUGGUCAGGAGUUGGAGGUGGAGGUGUUUGAUAAAGACCAGAACCAGGAUGACUUCCUGGGCAGGGUCAAAAUGGAUCUAGAUGUCGUACACAAGGCCAGAGUUCUAGAUGAGUGGUUGAAGCUGAAGGAUGUUACAUCAGGCAGUGUUCACCUCCGUCUGGAGUGGCUGUCUCUGCUGUCCUCUGCUGACCGACUCAGUGAGGUUAUCCAGAGGAACCGGAAUAUGACCUGUAAGACUGGAGAACCUCCCUCUGCAGCCAUCCUGUCUGUUUACCUGGACCGCGCUCAGGACCUGCCUAGGAAGAAGGGUAAUAAGGACCCCAGUCCCAUGGUGCAGCUGUCUGUACAGGACACAACCAAGGAGAGUAGGAUCUGUUAUCUGACCUCUGACCCUGUGUGGGAAGAUGCCUUCACCUUCUAUAUCCAGGACCCUCGCAAACAGGAACUCGAUAUUCAUGUGAAGGAUGAUGACCGGGCCCUGUCUCUUGGCAGUCUGUCCAUCCCACUGACCCGUCUGCUGGCUAGUCCUGACCUCAGCAUGGAUCAGUGGUUCCAGCUGGACAACUCUGGCCGCAUCUAUAUCAAUGCUGUUCUGAGGGUUCUGUAUUUAAAUGAGGAUGCCUCUCUUACCAGUCCUGUAUCUCCUCACCCCCCAAGCCCAGGGGCAGGCCUAGCCCCCGGGGAAGUGGGUGGAGCCCCCAUACCUGAACCCACACGACCCCAACAGACCACCCCUGACUCGGACUUUGCUAGUGAGGGUGUGCUGCGUAUCCACCUGGUGGAGGCCAGUAACCUGAUAGCCAUGGAUAACUUCAUAGGGGGCAUGGUGAAGGGGAAGAGUGACCCCUACGUCAAGAUCAGGGUGGCAGGAGUCACCUUCCGCAGCCACACCAUCAAAGAGAACCUGAACCCCUACUGGAACGAACUCUACGAGAUCAUCUUAACCCAGCUGCCUGGUCAGGAGAUCCAGUUUGAGCUGUUUGAUAAAGAUCUGGACCAGGAUGACUUCUUGGGGAGGUUCAAGUUAAACCUGCAAGACAUCAUCAGCCCACAGUUCACUGAUGAGUGGUACACUCUGAAUGAUGCGAAGUCAGGUCGGGUUCACCUGGUCAUGGAGUGGCUCCCCAUGGUCUCAGAGUCCGCCAGACUAAAUCAGAUCCUGCAGUACCAGGCCCAGCAGCAGUACCAGAACAAGGCAGUGCCGUCGGCUGCUGUGUUGUUUGUGUACCUGGAGAGAGCCCACGGCCUGCCGUUGAAGAAGAAUGGAAAGGAGCCAAAAGUUGGGGUAGAGAUUUCGCUGAGGGCCAUGUCAUACAAGACCAAGGUGUGUGAGCGCUCUACGUCUCCUCGGUGGGAUGAAGCUUUCCACUUCCUGGUUCGUGACCCUAAAGAGGAACUCCUUAUAGUGAAGCUGUCCCACAGCUGGGGCCAGGCCAUGGGCACUGUGGUGUUGCCCCUGAGAGAGGUGCUCUCAGAGCAGGGCCUGGUGCUGGACCGAUGGCUGAGUCUGGACGGGGCCCUCCCAGAGAGCCAGAUUCUACUGAGGGCCACACUCAAGAUGUUGAACACCCAGCUGGCAGUGUGUCCUAGUGGUGUGUCCAGUGAUGCUACUGGGAAGGGCAGUGAGGACAGAGACCAUGUCAUCCACAGACGGGACACUGAACCAAACCUACGACACAGAUCACCGCUCUCUCAAUUGAGGCGAGGAGAUGACGGAGGAGAUGUGAGGAGUCGAUUAAAACCAAUUGAGAUUCUCCCCCUGUCUAUCUGUGUCUCCUCUCUCAGAGGUGGUCAGAGCCCUGGCCAGGUGAAGCUGCAAAUUGGCUACUCAACACAUGAGAACAGGCUGUUCAUCACCGUCCUCUCCUGCAGAGGCCUGCCAGCUUGUGGGUCUGCUAAGGACAGCUCCGACCCAUAUGUCUCGUUUAUCCUUCUGCCGGACAAGAACAGGACCACCAAGAGAAAGACCAUCACCAAGAAGAGAGACCUCAACCCAGAGUUUAACGAGAGGUUUGACUUUGACUUCACUCUGGAGGAGUGCAUGCAGAGAAGACUUGACCUGACUGUCAAAAACAGCGUAUCCUUCAUGAGCAGGGAGAGAGAGCUCAUUGGAAAGUUACAGCUAGAUCUUGACCAGGUAGACCUGGAGAAUGGCGACACACAAUGGUACGAUUUAGUAGAGGAGACAAAUUAGAUGAGAGGAUGGCCACACUUUCCUGCAGUGCAAUGGUACUUUUACUGUUGCUUCUUCUGUAUGGUUUAUUUUAUAUUUUUAUUCAGCUAAUGCACAAUGGGACCACCACUGAAGAAUCGCUUAUAUUACCUAUCAUCCCAACAAUAUCACAAUUUAUCUGUGAAUUGAAUAAUUACAAAUGAUAGAUUUGCUUCGUCUUAUUACCUACCGUCUUAGGUAGGCUCUGUAAGAAAGAAUUCCUAAAUUCUAGAAUUCCUAAUUCGAGUCUGAAAAAGUGUUCUUUAGAAUCUUUUGUCUGAGUAGAUAUUUGAUAUGAAGGCAACUAUAUCGCUCCUAAAGGAAUCUAUCUUGAAAAGCACAAAGUAUUUUAUCAACCCCAUAGUUCAGAAAAUGCAGCAAAAAUUCGGAACAUUUUAAACCUUCAGGUAUUUUGAGUUGUUCUCAUCACUUUAGUUCUUAUUUACUACAAAAGUAAUUGUUCUCAGAGGGUACUUUCUUACUUUGUUGCAUUGUUUCAUUUGUUUUAUUGCAAAACUAUAUCAACCAUCUUGAGAUGAGUGUUAAUUGAGACCAAGUCCCAACAUACUGAGUAACGGGUACCGGUAGAUAUCAUGAUGAGGCUGCUGAAAUGUUACCCUGUAGUUUCAGAGCGUUUAUGUGCCAUCAUGGAUGUUUACAAUCCUGAAGUUAUUACUUUUAUCUUUGUUAAAAAAACUUUUAUUUAAUCAAUGCUUUUGUUAGUGUUUUUGUGUUUCUAAUUGUGCCUUCUAUAUUCCAACACGGUGUCAUUUCUGAGAAGAUUGAGAAUGUUUAUGAUCUACUGAUUGCGUUCAUUCUGUUCCAAAUGAAGAAGUUUUGUAUGUUUUAUCAGAUGUAUUUAAAAGCUGAUUUUAUAAUUCAGGAAAAGUGUUAGGAAAUGACCCAGACAUCACAUUUGCCACUGAAAACACACAGUAAUGCACAGUCUGAAUCACUGUGCUUUUAUUUGAUAAAGAGAACAUUAUAUGUGUAGAAGUUAAAUAUGUAGCUAUAUCAUGAAUGUGUAUGUUCACAAUCCAAGACAGCAUUGUGUCAUAUACAGUAUGUUUGUGUGUAAUUGAAUGUAUUUGUAUGUUUGUUGUGCCAGUAGUGGCCUGAGUUCUGCAAUACGUCAGUCAAUCAGUCAUGUUACAAGUUGUGUGUUACAAAACACAAAGUCUUAGACAAAAUACACCCAAAGGGCCGGAUUCCUAGACACAUAUGAAGCCUUUUCGUGGACUAAGAAGCAUGUUCAAUGGAGAUUUAAUGGAGAGUGCUGUUUAGUCCAGGACUGGACUUAAUUUGUGUCCAGGUCACCUGCGAAAGAAGUGAGCUAAUUUUGUGGCAGGGAAAUGUUCUUCCCCCACUGUCAUCUCACUGACAAGGCUUGAAACAUUUAUUAAAAUACUUGAAAGUUUGUUGGCAAAUUAAAAGAAAAAAGUAUUAAACAUGUUGUAUAAGAGAGAGACGUAGAGAGAGAACAGCUUCUGCGCUUUCACACAUGCAUAACAAUCGCCACAUGUCUGUCGUCGCACUUUCAUUAAACGUUUGCACAUUCAAAA
Molecule: messenger RNA, 5339 nt
Organism: Salmo salar (Atlantic salmon)
Lineage: Eukaryota; Metazoa; Chordata; Actinopteri; Salmoniformes; Salmonidae
Product: extended synaptotagmin-1
Biological process (GO): lipid transport
Cellular component (GO): endoplasmic reticulum membrane
Molecular function (GO): phosphatidylethanolamine binding; phosphatidylcholine binding; phosphatidylinositol binding
Source: RefSeq, a predicted model, not a curated record